Molecule: messenger RNA, 2274 nt
Organism: Striga asiatica
Lineage: Eukaryota; Viridiplantae; Streptophyta; Magnoliopsida; Lamiales; Orobanchaceae
Source: the annotation of a GenBank genome assembly
GGGUGGGUCGCCAAAAGGCCACCACCCAAGCCGAAGCGAUCAAGAAAUUCAAUAUUUGUCCGUGUAAAAAUAAACUUCAAAAGAAGACCAGAAAGAAAGUAGACAUACCAACAUACUAUCAAAAGGAGGAAAAAAAAGACAAAAGGAUUACAAAAGAAAGAGAGAAAUAAACACGAGAAGGAAUCAGUAUUAUUAACCACGACAGUUGUAUUUACGACUUUUCUGUAACAGCAUAAACAGCAAAAAAGUUGAAUUAGGGAAAAGGAAAAGAGAGGAAGAAGAUCGUACUUGUAAUUAUAUAUCUUCGGUAAAAGAGGGGCAGAAGAAGUAAGGGGGCGAUCUGAAGGCAAAUGGGAACGCUUCAAACAUGGAGAAAAGCAUACGGCGCUCUCAAAGACCAUACUCAAGUCGGGCUUGCCCAUGUCAACUCCGAUUUCAAGGAUGUUGAUGUGGCGAUCGUGAAGGCUACGAAUCAUGUGGAGCAUCCACCCAAAGAAAGACAACUCAGAAAAAUUAUGGUUGCAGCAUCGUCUAUGCGACCAAGGGCUGAUGUUGCGUACUGUGUACAUGCACUUUCGAGACGACUAGCAAAGACUCAUAAUUGGACGGUUGCGUUGAAGACAUUAAUAGUGAUUCAUAGGACACUAAGAGAAGGUGAUCCCGUGUUUAAGGAGGAACUCCUGAAUUUCCAACAGAGGGGCCGUGUACUUCAGAUGUCUAAUUUCAAGGAUGAUUCAAGCCCUAUUGCUUGGGAUUGCUCUGCAUGGGUAAGAACAUAUGGGCUCUUUCUGGAAGAACGUUUAGAAUGCUUUAGGAUACUUAAGUAUGACAUUGAAGCAGAACGUCUUCCUCACCCUGCACAAGGACAAGAUAAGGGUUACAGUAGAACAAGGGACUUGGACAGUGAAGAACUUUUAGAACAGUUGCCUGCUUUGCAGCAGCUUCUGUAUCGUCUUAUUGGGUGCCGGCCUGAAGGGGCAGCUGUGGGAAAUUACAUAAUCCAGUAUGCCCUUGCCCUGGUGCUCAAAGAGAGCUUUAAAAUAUAUUGCGCCAUAAAUGAUGGGAUAAUCAAUCUUAUUGAUAAGUUUUUUGAGAUGCCAAGACACGAAGCCAUAAAGGCCCUAGAUAUCUAUAAAAGAGCUGGCCAGCAGGCCGCUAGCCUUUCUGAUUUCUACGAAGUUUGUAAAGGACUCGAACUUGCUAGAAAUUUCCAGUUCCCUGUCUUAAGAGAGCCUCCUCAGUCUUUUCUAGUGACCAUGGAAGAGUAUAUCAAAGAAGCUCCCAGGAUGGUUCCCAUUCCAAGCGUAGCCUUGGAAUAUCCGGAAAGGCUGAUGCUGACAUAUAGGCAAGAGGAUGCUCCAGCUGUUGAAGAAGAUACGAAGGUGUCAGAAGACGAACAGCCCUCUGAUGAAGUUGCAACCUCAACUGCUGACGUGGCUGCUCCCCCACCUCCAGCAAUCAAUACGGACACAGAUGAUCUAUUGGGGUUGAAUUCCACUUCAAUAGAUGGAUCUGCCAUUGAAGAAAGCAACACAUUGGCGUUAGCCAUAGUUGCAUCUGGUGAGGGUUCUUUCUCAGAGACUUCCUAUUUGUUCUCUCUCUUUUCCUUUAAAUAUAUAAAUUUACUAAAUUAUUCCAACCAUGCAGCAGACACUGCAGAAGUCGGCUCAAAUUCUCCCCAACCAAAAGAUUUUGAUCCGACUGGAUGGGAACUUGCCCUGGUCACCUCUCCAAGCAACAACUCAUCAUCAUCAGUUCCCGAGAGGCAAUUGGCUGGCGGACUGGAUUUGCUUACCCUCGAAAGUUUAUAUGAAGAUGGCGCGUAUAGAGCAUCCCAGCAACCAGUGUAUGGAGCCGCAGCUCCUAACCCGUUCGAAGCCAACGACCCAUUUUCAGUUCAGAUGGGUAAUAAUAAUAACCCAUUUGGGCCAUUUCAGCCAGCUGGUUCGCAUCUACAGGCCCAACCUCAAAACCCUUUUGGCGAUCCAACAGGGUUUGGUGCUUUCCCCACUGUUCACCCACAAAGCCCAAAUCCUUUCGGGAGCACUGGACUUAUAUGAUGUUGUAAUUGCGUGCAUAUACACAGGAUGUAAUCUACUUUUCGGCUUAUUAAAUAGCUUUUUCCUAUUUUUUAUUCAUAUAUAUAUCUAUGUAUUUCAAAUGAUUGUACUGAGGAGUGAUCAGACUAUUAUUGUCCCAUAGGAAGAUUGGCUUUUGAGCUUGAAAUUAUUUACGCUUGUUUUGGGCAGUUAAAAUAGUUGCAGAGCAGCUAUU